UGCACUAGACAUGGGUGUUUUGUACCUCAUUCAAUGGUGGACUUUCAAAAGGGGGAAAGGCAGAUGAACAUGGAUUAUGCGCUGUGUCAAGCUCUGGGGUACAACACUGAUGGGAUCGACCGGGCAUUGACGUUCUAUGACAUCAAUUGUCAAUACCACAAGCAUCUCGACCAGCGGGUUGAGGAGUCGCCUUAUCUUGACCUUCCGUGGGGCAUGGAGGUAAUCCCUGGCAUCGGUCUCUGGCAUGUCCACGGCCAUCAAGACAAAUGCUACGUACGGUAUGCAUCCAACUUCAUCACCGGCGCUGCCAGGAUCGACGGCGAAAUCAUGGAGACCCUGUGGGCACCCUUGAAC
Messenger RNA from Suillus subalutaceus, 354 nucleotides. RefSeq lists its product as uncharacterized. The transcript has 2 exons. NCBI's taxonomy places the organism in Eukaryota, Fungi, Basidiomycota, Agaricomycetes, Boletales, Suillaceae. The record is from RefSeq and is a predicted model, not a curated record. The annotation marks the transcript as partial.